Molecule: messenger RNA, 2415 nt
Organism: Aedes albopictus (Asian tiger mosquito)
Lineage: Eukaryota; Metazoa; Arthropoda; Insecta; Diptera; Culicidae
Product: ATP-dependent 6-phosphofructokinase
Exons: 4
Coding region: 266-1177 (303 amino acids)
Biological process (GO): fructose 6-phosphate metabolic process; canonical glycolysis; fructose 1,6-bisphosphate metabolic process
Cellular component (GO): 6-phosphofructokinase complex
Molecular function (GO): identical protein binding; AMP binding; 6-phosphofructokinase activity
Source: RefSeq, a predicted model, not a curated record
UGGUAGUGCAGUUUAACGAUCUUAAUUGGAGUGUUAGGUCAGUCGAGGUUCGAUUAUCAUCGACGACCGUAGUGUGACAGUGAAUUUUCUGUUACAGCAUCGUUGACCGUGAAAGGGAGAAAAUAGUUGUGCAUUUCUUUGCCUGUUUCUAGAGUGAGAGAAGAGGGGCCUGUUUGGUUCAAGUAGUGUAUAAAGAAAGUUGAUUGUGAUUGCGACGCUGGCAAAAACGAAGAAGAUAGUGUUCUAAGCAGUUGUACAACACAGUAUGGCACCAUUACCUUCAGUUCAACGGUUCAUCCAACAUGGUGCGCAUAAAGGCAAGGGAAUUGCCGUCUUCACCAGCGGCGGAGAUUCUCAGGGCAUGAAUGCGGCCGUACGUGCCGUUGUCCGGAUGGGCAUUUACGUCGGAUGUAAGGUCUACUUCAUCCGUGAGGGUUACCAGGGCAUGGUGGACGGCGGUGACCACAUCGUGGAAGCCAACUGGUCCUCGGUAUCCAGUAUUAUUCAUCGGGGUGGUACCGUCAUCGGUUCCGCUCGCUGCAUGGACUUCAAGGAACGAGCCGGCCGCUUGAAGGCCGCCCUCAACUUGGUCACCCGUGGGAUCACCAAUCUGGUGGUGAUCGGAGGUGACGGUUCGCUGACCGGUGCCAACCUGUUCCGGCAGGAGUGGUCCAGUUUGCUGGACGAACUGCUGUCGGCGGGUAAGAUCACUCAGGAACAGCGCACCAAGAACAAGAGCCUGCACAUUGCCGGCAUGGUCGGUUCCAUUGAUAACGAUUUCUGCGGAACGGACAUGACCAUCGGUACGGAUUCGGCUCUGCACAGGAUCAUCGAGGCGAUCGAUGCCAUCGUCAGUACUGCCUACUCGCAUCAGAGAACAUUUAUCAUGGAGGUGAUGGGCAGACACUGUGGUUAUCUCGCGGUAGUCGCCGGCCUGUGCAUUGAGGCUGAUUACAUUUUCAUUCCCGAAGAUCCACCAAAACCCGAUUGGCCCGAAAGAAUGUGCUGUCAAUUGAAUCAGGCAAGAAUCCUCCUGUCUAGCAAGCUCCUAUUAAAAAAAUCAAAUCAUAAUACCAUUAAUGCCGACUUUCGCCACUUGCUUGAAAUUAGUUCCCAAAAAAAAGUAUUGAACCCAUUAACAUCAACUUAUCAGACUUUCGCGUUUUGUUCGGUUUGAUUUUCCAAAUUUUACUCACAUCCCAUUUGUCCACCUCACCUAUCGAAAUCGUCGUGGGUUAUCAAACGACGACGACAUACAUUUUAUGCCGUUUUGUUUGCAAACGCGUGCAGUACCGCUUAUCUCUACCACACUCUCCUUCUCUCGUCUGCGCGCCGCAAUCAUCCGCAUUACCGAGCGAGCACCUUCUAGAGGUGUUCAUCAUACUCAUCAUCACUAGAGAAUCACCUAAUAGAGUGUUAGUUUUCCGUUACCGUGUAGCUUGAUUAUUCAAAAUUUAAAAUCUUCGAUGUUGGCGGUUAGCAAAACUGGUAGCUUCCUUAUCGUCGCCGUUCUCGUCGUCAUCGAGAGUGAAAAGAACACGAUUGUUUGUUUUGUUUCGAAUCCCCCGGUUGUUGGAGCUUUUCUCGGUAUAACCUACCUCUAGUAGAGUCUCGUGUGGCUGUAGUUUGUUUAUUUUAGUGAUUAUAUUGCACAAGGGCACAAUAAAUGCAACUUGCUUCACGUGAUACAUGUGGUGUUGCUUAUCGCUAUCGAGCAGACGACUGAUGCAGAAGAAUGUUACAUUAGUGCACUUGGGGAUGACGAUUGCAUUAUUACGUCUACAUCGAUUGCAAAAGUUCCAAAGGUUGAUUAUAAGCUGCAUUGCUGGAUGUUAUUAGCGGAAUUGUAGGUUCAAAUCAAAAGCCCCAUAAUAUGUGAAUGCUUGGACUACCAAACAACUUUGCCGGCGGUUACAAAGUUUUCAAAGCUAUUUGUACACAUUGACAUGCUCACUAGCACUACCUAGCAGCAAAGUUCCGAAUAACCCUUCAUGUGUAAGCUCUUGGCCAACCAAACAGCUUUGCCGAAGACACCAACUGUUUCAGUAAUCGAGAUCCUGGUAUCAGAUAUCAGUAGGUUCUUCUCCUCCAUUUGGGAAAUUUGUGCCAUGAACACGAGCCUAUUCAUCAUCUACCCGAGCAAGAAGUUAAGGAAUUAGGGAUAGGAACAGGUAGGGGAAUACGAACGUCACCCUAGAAGAGGGUAUUAUCGCAUAAGCGUACCACAAUGGGUUCAAACAGCGCCCUGCGAAGGGCACUAUGAAACGCAUAAAGCGUAAAGAGAGCCUAUAGGUCUUUACCACAUCAGGUUAAGAACAACAGAACAGCGUGAAGAUUCAGCUUUCUUAAGUCAGUUUCACUUAAGUGUUUACCGAAUACUCGGAAACGCAGUUGCGCAAAUGCUACGAAGCCUCC